This is a messenger RNA of Heterobilharzia americana, 1047 nucleotides long. Lineage: Eukaryota; Metazoa; Platyhelminthes; Trematoda; Strigeidida; Schistosomatidae. The record is from the annotation of a GenBank genome assembly.
AUGGGUUGUGUAAACACUAAACUACUUUUGGAUAAAUCAAAUGAAGAGGUUGAAAAACCAGAAGGUUUAUUAAAUAUUGUAUUAGUCUUUCCACGAAAUGAUAAACAAACUCAAUUAAUGAUUGAAGCAGCUAAACAAUUAAAACACAAUUGUAUCUUGAUCAAUACACCUAUGGGGAAUACAAUAAAGGAUAUAGAGAAGCUUUUCACUGAAAAAAUUAUUGAUUUACAGCAGCCGAUUGAUUUAGUAAUUUUGGACAUUCGGAAAUUGAAAAUCAAUCGUUCUAUGAGUAUACCAGGUGUCAAACCUUCCAGUUUCAUAGAAAAUAACAAUAAUAGAAAUAAUAUUAUUAGUCAAUCAUUGAGCAACUGGUGUAAACAGCUUAGAAACUAUUCUCAAACAAAAGAUUCAGUUAUUGUUGGAUUACUCAGUCGACACUGUUCUGUUGACCAAAGAAGAAUUCUGAUGAAUAAAGCCCUCAAAUCUGGUUGUAACAAGUGCAUUUUAGAAGUGUUAACUAAGGAAGAAUUUUAUCAAGAAUUAAGGAAUUUUUCAAACAAUGAAUGGAAGUUAUUGAACCAGUUGCGAAACUUCUCUGUCACUGAUAUUACAACUGCUGGUUCAACUAGUAUGAUGACUGCUGAGUCUACUACUACUGGUACUACCACUACUUCUACUACACCGAUCACUACUACCGCCGUCACAACAGCUACAGAUGGUUCAGUGGGCUCACGUGUAGCGUCUAGACAAAUACGUCAGAGGACUGAAUUAGAUGAGAUAUUGCAGCAAAGUUCACAGGAGUCAAAAGUAAAAGAGGAAACUAGACACCCGACGAUCAAAGAGUCAACAGAAAAUGAAUCCUAUGCAAUAGACGAAUUGACAGCGACUGUUAUCGAUUCAGUCACUGUGUUACAUGAACCGGGAAAAAAAUUUAAAGAAUUUGUAUCAGUUCGAAGAAGUAGAAAUUCAGAUGCAGUCAAUAUGAGUAAUAUCAAUGCACUUUUACAGUCAAAAUGCCUGACUUUUCAUCACCUAUGUGCAAAGUGA